Molecule: messenger RNA, 1664 nt
Organism: Hemicordylus capensis (graceful crag lizard)
Lineage: Eukaryota; Metazoa; Chordata; Lepidosauria; Squamata; Cordylidae
Gene: RRAD
Product: RRAD, Ras related glycolysis inhibitor and calcium channel regulator
Exons: 5
Coding region: 165-1082 (305 amino acids)
Biological process (GO): negative regulation of high voltage-gated calcium channel activity
Cellular component (GO): plasma membrane
Molecular function (GO): GTPase activity; calcium channel regulator activity; GTP binding
Source: RefSeq, a predicted model, not a curated record
AAAUAGGAGCGAGAGGCAGCCGAGAGAGAAAACCAGCACAGGAGGACCUUGAGAGUGGUGGCUGAUUGCUAGAGCCGGAACCAAGCCGCUGCCUGCGAGAUCCCCGCUACUGGCUGGUCUACCCUCCUCCGAGUUCCUCUGAGCAGCAUUUCCGAGGCAGCCCCAUGACCCUGAACCGAGGCGACAAGCUGCGUUACCUGGACAAGCGGCGUGGCAGCAUGCCUUUGGCGAUGCACCAGCAGCACCUGCACCGGCGGAGCAUGCCAGUGGACGAGCGGGAGCUGCAGGCAUCCCUGCCGGAAACGGAGCCCUCCAAUCUGGUGCGCUGCACCUCCUACAACCCGGUGGAAGAGGCACACUGCGAAGGCUGGGUGUCGGACUCUUCCGAUUCGGUCAUCUCCUCCGGCAGCGAUUCGGACAGCAAUCUCUACAAGGUCAUCCUCUUGGGCGAGCAUGGUGUGGGCAAGACCAGCCUGGCGCGGAUCUUUGGGGGCGUGGAGGAUUGUCCCGACGCAGAAGAAGCGGGUAAUACAUACGACAGAUCUAUUAUAGUGGAUGGGGAAGAAGCGUCUCUUGUGGUGUUUGACAUAUGGGAGCAGGAUGACAGCCAAUGGCUUCAGAACCACUGUAUGAAAAUGGGGGACGCUUACAUCAUCGUGUACUCGGUGACAGACAAAGUUAGCUUUGAGAAGGCCUCUGAACUGAGAAUUCAGCUCCGAAGAGCAAGGCAAACGGAGGACAUUCCUAUAAUUCUUGUAGGAAACAAGAGUGACUUGGUCCGAUCACGGGAAGUCUCCGUAGACGAGGGACGCGCCUGUGCCGUUGUGUUUGACUGCAAAUUCAUCGAGACUUCAGCAGCUUUGCAUCACAAUGUGAAGGACCUUUUCGAGGGCAUCGUCCGGCAGAUCCGGCUACGCAAGGACAGCAAAGAAGACAACGCCAGAAGAAUGGCCAGCACCAAGAGGAGGGAAAGCAUUAGCAAGAAAGCCAAGAGGUUCCUGGGGAGGAUCGUGGCCAAAAACAACAAAAAGAUGGCCUUCAAGGCAAAGUCAAAAUCCUGCCAUGACUUGUCAGUGCUCUAAAACUGCUCUUGGCAAGAACUGGGUAUAGGGUGUGUGUGGGGGGCUGUGAUCGUGUGUUUGACUCUUAAGGGAGGGGGAAAGGGACUAUGAACACACAGUAGGAGAAAAACCUUCUCCAUGCCUUAAGGUUCCUAAGCAGGACUUGGAAGUCAGAUUACUGUGUCCUCACUGGUCAAUGGUUUUUCAGCUUCAGCGUGAAUGACUGAAUGAUUAAUUCAGUGGUUUUGUAUGCCUGCAUUCUCACUGUGUAUUUGCUAUCUGUCCUGUGGAUAUCAGGGAUGCAAAGAUAAGAACGGAUGGUGACUUACAAAUGGAAUCCUGUAUCGCCAAUUGUCUCCUUUGCAGAGCAAAACUUGAAUAUUUGUACGCAGGCUCGUACGCUCUUUUUGGUAUACAUUUUGAAAAAAGCAAUGCUUUUUAAAAAUUAAACAUGGGCUGGAGGGGGCAUUUGGAAGUGCAUAUGAAUGGUUGAAAGCAAAUAUAGAAUAUAGUUUUUUGAAGUUUAAUUUGCACUUUCAUUAACUGUUUAAUUUUGUUACUUGUUUACAUGCAGAUUUUAUAAUAAAGUAUUUCUGGUUAGAA